Molecule: messenger RNA, 3319 nt
Organism: Archocentrus centrarchus (flier cichlid)
Lineage: Eukaryota; Metazoa; Chordata; Actinopteri; Cichliformes; Cichlidae
Product: pyroglutamyl-peptidase 1
Exons: 5
Coding region: 141-773 (210 amino acids)
Biological process (GO): proteolysis
Cellular component (GO): cytosol
Molecular function (GO): pyroglutamyl-peptidase activity
Source: RefSeq, a predicted model, not a curated record
ACGGAGGGAGGACCUCCGCUUCUGUCUUGUGUGGUAGAAGGAGCCGUCCAGCUUCGGAGCAGAGUGACUGUCUUUCCCAUCCUGGUUCAAAGUAAAGCCCGAAAAAAGACAGCAGCGUUUCCUCCUGAACGGGACGGGAGAUGGAUAACAGUAAACGGACUGUGGUCGUUACAGGUUUUGGCCCAUUUGGAGAGCACACGGUCAACGCCAGCUGGGUAGCAGUACAGGAACUGAAGAAGCUUGGACUGAGCAGUGAGGUGGAUCUGCAUGUAUAUGAGGUUCCUGUAGAGUACCAAAAAGUCCAGAGUUUGGUUCCGUCAUUAUGGAAGCAGUAUCAUCCACUGUUGGUAGUUCAUGUUGGAGUUUCAGGUAUGGCCACCACUGUCACGCUGGAGAAGUGUGGAAGAAAUCAUGGCUACAAGGGCCUGGACAACAGCAGCUUCUGCCCUGAUUCACAGUGUUGUGUUGUGGGAGGCCCGGACUGCAUCAACUCAAUUAUUGACAUGGAAUCAGUCUGUAAAAGAGUGAAUGCAUCAGGGCUGGGAGUAGCUGUGUCUGUCUCCAAAGAUGCCGGGAGGUAUCUUUGCGAUUUUACCUACUACACCUCUCUGUACCUGAGCCACGGGCGCUCUGCCUUCAUUCACGUGCCUCCUCUCGGAAAGCCUUACAGCAAAGAAGACCUGGGUCGCGCACUGCAGGCCAUCAUCCAGGAGAUGUUGGAGCUUCUGGACCAGGCCGAGGAGAAGAUCCACUGCCAGCAGCACUUCCACUAAGUGACCUCCAGAUGCCAACCAGCCUCUCCAGCCCUCAUCAUACAAGAGAAAUUGCACUUAUUCACAAGUAGCCAAACCUUUUUUUUUUUUUUUUUUUUUUUUUUUUUUUAAACUGUAUCCUUAAUUGGUGAUAAUGACACUUCACAGUAUAGUCUGCUUUCACUGUUUGUCUUGCUUCUUUAUUUCUUGCUUUGCUAGGCCUGAUUCAGCUACGGUUUAAUGUUUCCCAGUGGUGAGAAGAUAAAAUGGCAGACAACCCUUUGUUACAUCAUAAUGUGAGCUUUCAAAGAACUGGAAGCAUUCUGACAUUGGAGUUUAAAAUAUGAGGAUAAACACAGGAGCAAAAUGCUGUAUGUAUUGUUUAUAUGCAGAUGCAGCAGAAGGUCUGUAAUGGCAAAUAUUACAACCUGUAACCCCAAAUGUCACUCCUAUUAAUGCACCUUAUAGAGGUAGGGUUAUUAAAAUUAUUAUAGAAGUGACGUUUGGGGAAACUGUGUAAUCAUAAUGGUUCUUUCUUAAAUUUUUCCUUUUACUUGGUCACAGUAGGUUUCAUGUAGCACACCUAAAUGUCUGCAUUAUGGCUUAAGUAGAAACAUCCAGCAGUAAACUGCUGAUUUCAUUUUCCUUCACAUAUUUUCUUCUGUGUGUUCUAAAGCCUCUGUGUGCUUUUCACAUUUGAUGUUGAAUUGUUUCUCAAGUCCUUUUUUCUUUAUAAGAAGUUGUAAAUUUGCCUUCUUUUACAAAGGUUAUUUAAAUCAGGGAACGGGUUGGUUCCAGCUCAUACUUCCCCAGUUUGUUGGCCCAAUUCUGACAGAAGCCCUCCCUCCUUUUCCAAAUCCACCGCACUGAGAUCUGACCCCGGGAUGUGCAAUGUUUUACAGAUCUCAUUCAUUGAUUCAGGAGAAUAUUCAUUUCAUACAUUUUAUUAAGGCUGCACAACUGUUUGGGUUUUAACUGUAGAAAGUAUGUGUUAAACAGAUGAGUUAUGUAAUCUAAAGUAGUUUGUAUUAAGUAAUCUUUUUGUUUUAAGUACUAAAUGACUAGUGUGUUAAAGCUACUUUAGGCAUGACUCUUCCAAACUCACUGGAUGGUGAAAUAUAGUGACCCUUGAUAUGAUUUGUGAUCAUUCAUGUCUGAGGAUGCCUGCUGGCUUUAACAUUGUCUAUUUUAUCUUAAACUUUUUAGGAAUUACUUUGUCCUGGUUGUGCAGUCCUAACCGUUUUUCCUUGACUUUCUUGUCAUUCCCUUCAUUGAAUCAGAUGUAGCUGCUUAUUUUAUCUGAGAAUCUGAUUUGAUGAAGUUGGACUUUGCUUUCAGUCGGAAUCGGGCCUCAAAUUUAUUUUCUGUAGCACUUUUUCUUUUUGUAUUUCAGUUUUACUUAAUCUGGAAUUUGGACAGCAUUUCUCAAGCAAUGUGAAUGCUUCUGUUUUUAUGUUUUCAUUUCCAGUCACUUUAACUUGAAUUGUGUAGCUUUCUAGACAUCCAUUUUUAACCGUUUUCCUCCCACUGAUUAUAAUGACGUAGAUGAGGUAUGCUUUUUUCCCUGAGCUUUGCUUUGUUUGACAAACAGAAGGAAAAUUCUUUCAUUGUGUCUGUGACGGUGACACUCCCAGAGAUAAAUGUUUUUGUUUUGUUUUUUUUGUCUUCUGUUUUGUCAUCCUGAUCAGCGACUCCCUGCCUGCUGAGAAUUUGACUGCCUGCCCCUAACAUGCUUCAGUUUGAGCAGUUUCAGCAUGUAAUCAUUUAUGCACUGCUAAGGAACUGUGUUCAUGCCCAAACGAAGUCACAGUUCUAGUUUUAAACUGUCAUGUCUAGUUAAUGAGAUACUAACUGAAUACUGUGCCGUGUUGCAGCACUAAUUAAGCAAGCUGGUGCCACUAAAUUUGAGUAAAUUGCCAUUUUUAGCUGUGUAUUUCAUUUUAAUUGCUAUUCUGUACAUCACAAAGUGGGACCCUGAAGCACUGAGCUGAACACAGCUGAAUUUCAUCUCAGACCUAAAUUUCAUCACCCUUUUUUUUUUUUUUUUUUUUUUUUUAAAUUCAGCUCAUUUCUUGGUUGUGGGAUUUCAAAAAUCUCUGAUCUCAUUUUAAUUCUGAUUUUUAGGUGCUGAUAUUUUAUCAUGUGGCUUUGUGUGUGCUGAGAAGUUUAAAAAAAAAAAAAGGGGUUAUGGAGGAGCUGUCUGCAGAAUUUCUGCUCACAAAAGUGAAAGCCUCAAGUUUACAAAUGAGGUGACCUCUGACCCUGACUCCCUCCUGUGCCUUGCUGUUGGUUAUGUGUGUGAUGAAAAGGCCUUACUAAUUCUCAGUGGGUCAGUUCAGAGAUGUAGUACUGAUGCUGUCCUUGUGGCUACCUCAAAAAAUACUUAGUUUUGUUUGUUGUUUUGUUUUUUGUUUUUUGUUUUUUUAAAUAUCAGUGUGUGCUCUACCUGUGUUUCAGAUCUUCUGAAAGGUAUGUUCUUCUGCUUCAUUAACAAAGUACUGUUACAAUAAGUAAUCCUGGCUUUGUAAAAGGAAAGGCUUUGAAAUAAAGAAAAUUAAAGAAUUACA